Molecule: messenger RNA, 2731 nt
Organism: Lepus europaeus (European hare)
Lineage: Eukaryota; Metazoa; Chordata; Mammalia; Lagomorpha; Leporidae
Gene: PPP1R12C
Product: protein phosphatase 1 regulatory subunit 12C
Exons: 22
Coding region: 1-2295 (764 amino acids)
Biological process (GO): signal transduction
Cellular component (GO): cytoplasm
Molecular function (GO): protein kinase binding; enzyme inhibitor activity; phosphatase regulator activity
Source: RefSeq, a predicted model, not a curated record
AUGUCGGGCGAGGACGGCCCGGCGGCGGGCCCGGGGGCGGCGGCGGCGGCGGCGCGCGAGCGGCGGCAGGAGCAGCUGCGGCAGUGGGGCGCGCGGGCGGGCGCCGAGCCGGGCCCCGCGGCGCGGCGCGCCCGCACCGUGCGCUUCGAGCGCGCCGCCGAGUUCCUGGCGGCCUGCGCGGGCGGCGACCUGGACGAGGCGCGCCUGAUGCUGCGCGCGGCGGAGCCCGGCCCCGGCGCCCCCUCGGACCCCGCGGCGCCGCCGCCCGCCCGCGCCGUGCUGGACUCCACCAACGCCGACGGCAUCAGCGCGCUGCACCAGGCCUGCAUCGACGAGAACCUGGAGGUGGUGCGCUUCCUGGUGGAGCAGGGGGCCACCGUGAACCAGGCGGACAAUGAGGGCUGGACGCCCCUGCACGUGGCCGCCUCCUGCGGUUACCUGGACAUCGCCAGGUACCUGCUGAGCCACGGGGCCGACAUUGCCGCCGUCAACAGCGACGGGGACCUGCCCCUGGACCUGGCCGAGUCGGACGCCAUGGAGGGGCUGCUCAAGGCAGAGGUCGCCCGCCGAGGAGUGGACGUGGAGGCGGCCAAGCGGGCCGAGGAGGAGCUGCUGCUGCGGGACACGAGGUGCUGGCUGGACGGGGGCGCCAUGCCCGAGGCCCGGCACCCCCGCACCGGGGCCUCCGCCCUUCACGUGGCCGCCGCCAAGGGCUACAUCGAGGUGAUGAGGCUGCUCCUCCAGGCUGGCUAUGACCCAGAGCUCCGGGACGGUGACGGCUGGACCCCCCUGCACGCUGCAGCCCACUGGGGCGUGGAGGACGCGUGCCGCCUGCUGGCGGAGCACGGCGGGGGCAUGGACUCGCUGACCCACGCGGGGCAGCGGCCCUGUGACCUGGCUGGUGAGGAAGUGCUGAGCCUGUUGGAGGAGCUGGCCCGGAAGCAGGAGGAUCUUCGGAACCAAAAGGAGGCCUCUCAGGGCCGGGGCCAAGAGCCGCAGGUGCCGUCCGGCGGCAAGCACAGAAGGAGCUCCGUGUGCCGGCUGAGCAGCCGGGAGAAGACCUCUCUGCAGGACCUGUCCAAGGAGCGCAGGCCCGGCGCGGCGGGCACGCGCCCCCUGCGGGACGAGGAGGAGGGAGAGGAGGGCCCCACAGAGCCCAGAGCCCUGAACGGAGUGUCCUCGCCCCCGCCCUGCAGCCCCCGGAGCCGCGCGGCUCCCGAGGACGCCCCCUUCUCCCGGCGCUUUGGCCUCCAGAAGACGGAGAGCUCGGGGGCCCUGGGCCCCCCAGAACGGCGGGGCGCCGGGGAAGCCCCCGGGGCCGGGCUGCGGCGCUCGGCCUCCUCCUCGGGGCUGGAGGCGGCGUGCACGCAGGCCAGCGAGCCCCCUCGGGCCAGGGUCGCCCCGACCGCCUCCCGGGCGGAGCCGGAGCCCGCUGCCCUGUCUGAGGUCGCCAAGCCGCCCCCUCCCUCGGAUGACGCCGCUGCCCCCCCCAGGACGCAGGAGCCCGGGGCCGACCCCAGGGACCGGCGGAGGUCCUACCAGAUGCCGGUGCGGGACGAGGAGUCCGAGUCCCAGCGGAAAGCGCGCUCCCGCCUCAUGCGCCAGUCCCGGAGGUCCACGCAGGGCGUGACGCUGACCGACCUGAAGGAGGCCGAGAAGGCGGCGGGAAGGGCCCCGGAGCCCGGGCAGCCGGCCCCGCAGAGCCUGGACCCUUCCCGGAGGCCCCGAGUCCCCGGCCUGGAGAACUCGGAGGGCCCUGCCCAGAGAGCAGAGGAGCCCGACGGGCAGGGGCAGGGGCCCCGGGCGGCCAGGGAGCACCGCAGGGUCGCCAAGGAGCGGCGGGGCCCGGCCGAGGGAGAGGAGGCGGAGCCCACGGACAGCCCCGAGUGCAGCUCCCCUGACGGUGGUCCUGUAGCCCGCAGCCCGCCCCCGCAGCCAGACCUCAGCCUGCCCCCGCAGCCAGCGUCGGAGCCUGGCGAGUCGGACGCGGGCUUUCGGAAGCUGUACGCGGCGCUGCGCAGGGAGAACGAGCGGCUCCGCGAGGCCCUCACCGAGACCACGCUGCGGCUGGCGCAGCUCAAGGUGGAGCUAGAGCGGGCCACGCAGAGACAGGAGCGCUUUGCCGAGAGGCCUGCCCUCGUGGAGCUGGAGAGAUUCGAGCGCAGGGCCCUGGAGCGCAAGGCCGCCGAGCUGGAGGAGGAGCUGAAGGCCCUGUCCGACCUCCGGGCUGACAACCAGCGGCUCAAAGACGAGAACGCGGCGCUGAUCCGCGUCAUCAGCAAGCUCUCCAAGUGACGCGGGAGGACUCGCCACGCCCGUAUUUAUACAGCUGCUUCUGCCACACGCACUGUCCCCGCGUGAGCACGAGUGACAGGGCUCCGGGGACGGAGAAAGCCAUAGCCUCGCCUCGGGACCUGGGGGCUGGACAGGGGUGUCCCUGAGCGGGGCCCCAGCUGGACUCGGGACCAGGAAGGGCGGGGCUCAGUCCUCAGGACCAGAGGGGCUGCCCCGGGGCCCCCACCUCCCGUGUGCCGCACCGGCGCGCCACCCCCAGCAGGGAUCCGGAAUGUGCCAAGAGCCCUGGCCGCGGCCGGGGCUGUAUACGGGGUCCGUGUGCAAUAGGGAGGGCCGUCUUCUAUUUUUGCUGCCCCCUCCCCGCUCUCGCAGGGCAGGGGGAGAAGGUAUUUUCGAGACAAAGCACAGGCACCACAAAUAAAAGUCGUGAAGUUGC